Messenger RNA from Magnolia sinica, 2682 nucleotides. Its product is annotated as MACPF domain-containing protein At4g24290-like. Lineage: Eukaryota; Viridiplantae; Streptophyta; Magnoliopsida; Magnoliales; Magnoliaceae. The transcript is spliced from 7 exons. The record is from RefSeq and is a predicted model, not a curated record. Gene Ontology annotation, biological process: plant-type hypersensitive response; regulation of salicylic acid mediated signaling pathway. The coding region runs from base 470 to 2260 and encodes 596 amino acids. Gene Ontology annotation, cellular component: plasma membrane.
GAAUCUUUUUUUUUUUUUUUUUUUUUUUAAAUUUUGAAAUUCUAUUGUGAAUCUAGGCUUUUCUCUGUGAUUUUCGAAAAUUUGCAGUAAAACUACUGGAAUUCUAGUGUUUUUACUUUGCAUUUUCCAACAAGAAAAUCUAGAUUUGGACGGCUUUGGGCUGGUGUUCUUUUGAAAAUCUGAGGAAAUUUAGGUAGUUUGAAUUCGGAUUCUAUGUAAUUUCCCGCAAAACUAGUUUCUUUUUACAGACCUUUUUCUGUUUUUGGAAUUUUCUCGAAAUUUGUAUUUUUUUGUUCUGAGAUUUAUGAAAAUUCGUGGGAAAACCAGUGUAGGGAAAACUUAGGACUGAUGUUCUUCUAAAAAUUGAUGGUAAUCUAGGGUUCAUGUAGCCGUUCUUAAAUAGUUACAGAAAUCCAGCGUUUGGAACUGAGUUUGGAGGUCUUGGGAUUCCAAGAGAAACCAAAUAAGCAUGGUGGAGGAAUCGCACUUAACACCGCAGCUGAAAGCUGCCAAAAGUGCAAUUCAGUCAAUUGGGCUGGGAUACGACAUUAAUGUAGAUCUUCGUCUCAAGCACUGUAAGGGCUUUUCAGAUCCAUGUUUGAUUGAGCUCGAAGAUGGUCAGGGCCGAGAUAUUGUCCUGCCUGGUGGUAUAUCGAUCUCCAAUGUUUCGAAGUCGAUAAAGUGUGAUAAAGGAGAACGGAUGCGAUUCAAGUCAGAUGUUCUCUCCUUUCAACAAAUGUCGGAGCAAUUCAACCAAGAAAUGUCUCUGACCGGUAAAGUUCCCUCAGGCUUGUUCAAUUCUAUGUUCGAAUUUUCAAGUUGCUGGCAGAAGGAUGCGGCCAAAACUAAGACCCUUGCCUAUGAUGGGUGGUUCAUUACACUCUACACCAUUGCAUUAGCAAAAUCCCAUAUGCUAUUGCACGACCAUGUUAAACAUGCAGUUCCAUCAUCAUGGGAUCCUGCUGCAUUGGCCAGUUUUAUUGAGAGAUAUGGUACCCAUGUUAUUGUGGGUGUAAAGAUGGGAGGGAAGGAUGUCGUUUAUGUGAAACAACAGUAUUCAUCAAAUCAUCAACCUGCUGAAAUUCAGAGAAGGCUGAAGGAGAUGGCGGAUAGGAGGUUUCUAGAUGUCAAUGGACAGUAUGGCAUAGAUUUAGAAGAAAAACAUGGGGACAAGUCUGAUGUCAGGGAGAUCAAGCUGAGGUUUGCAGAGUCCUGCCCUACAAGGUCUUACUCUGACAAAGAGGAUAUCAUAGACAUCUACAAGAGGAGAGGGGGAAGUAAUGAUAACAACCUCUCCCACAGUGAGUGGUUAAACAGCAUUCAGUCAGAACCCGAUGCUAUUUCAAUGUCCUUUGUCCCAAUUACUUCUCUUUUGAAUGGAGUUCCUGGGAGUGGAUUCUUGAACCAUGCCAUGAAUCUCUAUCUACGUUAUAAACCCCCAGUUGAAGAACUCCGUCAGUUUUUUGAGUUUCAACUGCCAAGGCAAUGGGCACCAAUGUUCUGUGAGCUCACCCUUGGACCCCAACGUAAGCAACAAAGCAGCUCAUCUCUUCAGUUCAGCCUCAUGGGCCCCAGGCUUUUUGUCAACACCAGCCCGGUUCACGUGGGUCAGAGGCCAGUGACUGGCCUCCGGUUACAUCUUGAAGGAAAGAGAAGCAACCGCUUAGCAAUUCACCUUCAGCAUCUCUGCUCCCUUCCAAAAAUCUUCCAGCUUGACUCCCCCAUUGCAAACUCCCCCCAUGUGUUGGAUCGCAAGUACUAUGAGCCAGUCCAAUGGAAAAGCUUCUCUCACGUCUGCACAGCCCCCAUUGAGUCCCAUGAAGACUCAAUCGUCACGGGUGCAGAGUUACAAGUAGGGAAUUACGGCCUGAAGAAGAUCCUCUUCUUACAUCUCUACUUCUCGAGGGUCUGCGACGCCACGGUGGUUAGGCAGGCUGAGUGGGAUGGAUCCCAACGCCUGGCCCAAAAGUCUGGAAUAGUCUCUAUGUUGAUGAGUGGGCACUUCACAACGGUCCAAAAGCUUCCCCCACGGCCUGACGACAUCAACGUCAACUCCGCUGUGUACCCUCGGGGACCUCCGAUGCCUGUCCUGGCAUCAAAGCUAUUGAGGAUUGUUGACACAACAGAGAUGACCCGGGGCCCACAGGAUACACCUGGAUACUGGGUUGUAUCUGGAGCGAGGCUGCUUGUCGAAAAGGGUAAGAUCUCUCUCAAAGUCAAGUACUCGCUCUUGACAGUGACAUUGCCUGAUGACGUGUAGGGUGAGCGAUCAACCGUAUGCUAUUUUCUCUUGCAUUAGCUAUGCGAAAAUUUCUCCAAUGGUGCAUUUGGUUGCAAGCAUCAUGAAAUUUCAUGAUUAAUCAAUAUAAUUUGGUGCAAAUUUUCAUGCUAUUUCAUGAAAUUGUGCAACCAAACACACCUUAAAGGGGGGGGGAGGACCAACAGAUAGGGCAAAGGAAGAGAGAUGUCUCGGAAGUUCCAGGUCGAAAUCCCAUAUGUACUAUGAUAUUUUAUUUUGUAUUUUCCAAGGUAGAUUUAUCAUUAUUGCCUGUAACUGAAUAAUUUACGUAAGUUGCAAAACAGCAACUAUGGCCCAUCUCUUCGGCAUCUUCUUUUGCUUGGCUUUAACAUUUUAUUUUAAAGAAUGAUCAGAUACAAGCAACAGUACCACAACUUCCAGUA